Messenger RNA from Fonticula alba, 1599 nucleotides. RefSeq lists its product as hypothetical. Gene Ontology annotation, cellular component: cytoplasm. Gene Ontology annotation, molecular function: ethanolamine-phosphate cytidylyltransferase activity. NCBI's taxonomy places the organism in Eukaryota, Rotosphaerida, Fonticulaceae. The coding region runs from base 74 to 1348 and encodes 424 amino acids. Gene Ontology annotation, biological process: phosphatidylethanolamine biosynthetic process. The record is from RefSeq and is a predicted model, not a curated record. The transcript is spliced from 7 exons.
GCCGGCAUCAUCCGGGAUCGCAGCGGUCCUUAUUUCCGUCGGCGGCACAGGGCACAGGCCCGGAGAAGGGAGGAUGCAACGGACUCCGCCACCUCCCCCUCUCGCCCAUUCCGUUUGCCCCGUCUUUGCUCUUGUCCUCCCCCCCCCCCUUCACUCCUUCCUUUCCACCAUGCCCGCGGCCGCCUCCGCCUCCACCGCCCCCACCAAGGGCUCUGUCAUCUGGGUCGAUGGAUGCUUCGACAUGAUGCACUUCGGCCAUGCGAAUGCCAUGCGCCAGGCGCGCGCUCUCGGCACGCAGCUCAUCGUCGGUGUGCACUCCGACGAGGACAUCGCCCACCACAAGGGCCCGACCGUGAUGCAGGAGCGCGAGCGCUAUGAAGCGGUGCGCGGCUGCAAGUGGGUCGACCGCGUGGUCGAGGCGUCGCCGUAUGUCACCGAGCUGGAGGUCGUUGAGGCCGAGGGCGCCGAUUGGGUGGCCCACGGUGAUGAUAUCACCAGCAGCGCCGAUGGACGCGACACCUACUGGCGCGUCAAGGAGGCCGGCAAAUACAUUGAGUUCAAGCGCACCGAGGGCGUGUCUACCACUGACCUGGUUGGCCGCAUGCUUCUCUGCACUCGGGAGCAUUUCACCAAGCCGGUGGAUGAUGACCAGGAGUCCAUCCUUGGCAUGUCCUCUCUGGCUGCCACGCAGCUGCAGGACUUUGCGGCUGCCUCUUGCGGCAUCCCUGCCACGCGCGUCAGCCACUACCGCCCCAAGUCCAAGACCAUUUCGCCUCUUUUCCCGGAGGGCGGCCCCGCGCCUGGUGCCCGCAUUGUCCUGGUGUCCGGUGCCUUUGACCUGUUCCAUGUCGGGCACAUCCGUUUCCUUGAGCGCGCGCGUGCUCUCGGUGACUACCUGGUUGUCGCGGUGCAGGAUGACCAGACUGUCAAUCGCAUUAAGGGCAACAACAUGCCCAUCAUGAACCUGUAUGAGCGCACGCUCGGUGUUCUGAGCUGCCGCUUCGUUGAUGAGGUCAUCAUCGGGGCCCCAUACAGUGUGGACGAUGUGGUCCUCGAGCACUUCAAGGACGUCGGCGGUGUGGCGGUCGUUGCCCAUGGCCAGACCGACACCAUCCCCGAUGUUGAUGGCUCCGAUCCGUAUGCCACGGCUCGCGAGCGUGGCAUCUUCCAGCGUGUGCUUGCGCCGGCUGGCAAGGACGCCAUUGAUGUCGAAUUGUCGGCUGUCACCUCGGAGGAUGUCAUCCGCCGGAUCAUCAACCGCCGCAGCGUCUACGAGGAGCGCAAUCGCCGUAAGGACCAGAAGGCCGCCGUCGAGGAGCAGCUCCUCUCGGCCCAGAACCAGAGCUAGAUACCGAUGUCUGUCGGGUGACCGAGAGUCCAUUGCAUUGCAUUGCAUUGCAUUGCAUUGUGUGGCUGUGUCAUUGGCUGUUCUAGUCGUGCCGAAGUCGCUUGGGCUGGCCCUGGUCGUUGGGCCUACCCAAGUCUCGCUUCGCGGUGUGCUCUCUCCGGUCGAAAAACUGUGCCCAGUCAGCCGGUUGUGGCCGAUCGAGAUGCACACCAGCAGAGGAUUAUUUCCGCCCAAAUCCAAACAUAUUCCCA